AAAAGAAGAAGAAAUAGUCACUAACAGCCGUAGAUCGGAGUUUAUAAUUUCAACCCCAAGAACAACCAAAAAUACGUCAGUCAUCGUCUCCUCGAGCAAGUCUUUUUUUUUCUUCUUCUCUUCUGAUAUCCAUUCUUUUGAGAAUUCAAGAGUUAAGAAUUCGAUCGUAGAUAUGGCGGAUGGAAGUAUCCCCAAUAUAAAGAAAUGGGUAGUUUUGUAUCCUGUUUACAUCAACUCCAAGAAAACGAUUGCUCAAGGCAGGCGAAUUUGCACUACUAAAGCUUGCGAAAAUCCUACUUGUGUUGAGAUUGGUGAUUGCUGCAGCCAUCUCAAACUCCCUUUUGCCAUUGAGAUUGACAAAGCAUAUCCCCGUGAUUUCAUGCAAAUAGGGAGGGUGAGAGUGUUGCUGAAAAGGGAAGAUGGAACUUUGUAUAAUCCAGCCAUUCCUACCAGAAAACAGCUAAUGCUCCAUGUUGCUGAGUUGGUGCCCAGGCACCCUGGGAGGACUAAGAAGCAGGAGUCUGCUUCUACGUCAAAUGCUGGAACAUCCAAGUCUGGGAAGGGUGGGAAGAAGAAGAGAUAGUAGCUCCAACAUUGCAAAUGCGGAGACCAUUAUCUCUCUGGCAACUUAGCAUAGCAUCACGGGCUCAGGGAAGACAGACCAUGACAAUAGGCUUCUUUGUAAUAGGUUUAAACUCUCAACGAGUUCAAUUCUGCAGAUAAUGCAAUGUCUUUAGUUUACAUGCGGGUGUUGGAACUCCAUUACUCCUUUUCACACCCAUUUGAGGAAUUUUUAUUCAAGUUUUUUAACACAUCAGAUUCUUCAAAAGAAGCAAAUGUACUCUGCGAGUUUGGCCAACAAUAGACAAAUUUGACUUCCUUCAGGAUAA
Molecule: messenger RNA, 890 nt
Organism: Ricinus communis (castor bean)
Lineage: Eukaryota; Viridiplantae; Streptophyta; Magnoliopsida; Malpighiales; Euphorbiaceae
Product: signal recognition particle 19 kDa protein
Exons: 4
Coding region: 173-583 (136 amino acids)
Biological process (GO): SRP-dependent cotranslational protein targeting to membrane, signal sequence recognition; SRP-dependent cotranslational protein targeting to membrane
Cellular component (GO): signal recognition particle, endoplasmic reticulum targeting
Molecular function (GO): 7S RNA binding
Source: RefSeq, a predicted model, not a curated record